Messenger RNA from Nycticebus coucang (slow loris), 2048 nucleotides. RefSeq names its product bestrophin 4 (gene BEST4). Bases 43 to 1467 code for a protein of 474 amino acids. NCBI's taxonomy places the organism in Eukaryota, Metazoa, Chordata, Mammalia, Primates, Lorisidae. Gene Ontology annotation, molecular function: chloride channel activity. The transcript is spliced from 9 exons. The record is from RefSeq and is a predicted model, not a curated record.
UGGGGCAGCUCUUGUGACCUCCUGCCCCAGGCCCCCAGCACCAUGACAGUUUCAUACACCCUUAAAGUGGCGGAGGCCCGCUUCGGAGGCUUCUCUGGCCUGCUUCUUCGCUGGAGAGGGAGCAUAUACAAACUCCUCUACAAGGAAUUCCUCCUCUUCGUGGCCCUGUACGCUUUGCUCAGCAUCACCUACCGGCUGCUGCUAACCCAGGAACAGAAGCAUGUGUAUGCUCAGGUGGCCCGGUACUGCAACCGCUCAGCGGACCUCAUCCCCUUGUCCUUUGUCCUGGGUUUCUAUGUGACUCUGGUGGUGAACCGCUGGUGGUCUCAGUACACAAGCAUCCCGCUGCCUGACCAGCUGAUGUGCGUCAUUUCGGCCAGCGUGCACGGCGUGGACCAACGGGGCCGCCUGCUGCGCCGCACCCUCAUCCGCUAUGCCAACCUGGCGUCGGUGCUGGUGCUGCGCUCGGUCAGCACGCGCGUGCUCAAGCGCUUCCCCACCAUGGAGCAUGUGGUGGACGCAGGUUUCAUGUCCCAAGAAGAGAGGAAAAAGUUUGAGAGCCUGAAAUCUGACUUUAACAAAUACUGGGUGCCCUGCGUCUGGUUCACCAACUUAGCUGCCCAGGCCCGGAGGGAUGGGCGUAUCCGUGAUGACAUCGCUCUCUGUCUACUUUUGGAAGAGCUGAACAAAUACCGGGCCAAGUGCAGCAUGCUGUUCCACUAUGACUGGAUCAGCAUCCCCCUCGUCUACACCCAAGUGGUGACCAUAGCUGUCUACUCCUUCUUUGCCCUUUCUCUGGUUGGCCGUCAGUUUGUAGAGCCAGAGGCAGGGUCUACCCAACCUCAGGAGCCUCUGGAGCCAGGCCAAGAGCCAGCCCUGGCCUUGGGAGACCUGGACAUGUAUGUGCCACUCACCACUCUGCUGCAGUUCUUUUUCUAUGCUGGCUGGCUCAAGGUGGCUGAACAAAUCAUCAAUCCCUUUGGUGAGGAUGAUGAUGACUUUGAGACCAAUCAGCUCAUAGACCGCAACUUGCAGGUGUCCCUGCUUUCUGUGGACGACAUGUACCAGAACCUGCCCCCCGCCGAAAAGGACCUGUACUGGGAUGAGGACCAGCCACAGCCACCCUACACCGUGGCCACAGCGGCUGAAUCGCUGCGGCCUUCCUUCUUGGGCUCCACCUUCAACCUGCGCAUGAGCGACGACCCUGAGCAGAGCCUGCAGGUGGAAGCGUCCCCGGUUUUGCCUCGGCCCGCAGCCGCCGCGCAGACCCCGCUGCUCGGCCGUUUGCUGGGUGCAGGGGCGCCCUCCCCCGCCAUGAGCCUCCGGAACUUCAGCCGCGCGCGGGGCGCCCCCCGGACCCCACAUCUACUGCGUUUCCGGAUGGAGGAGGGCGGCGACCCUGAGGUUGCCACUCGCAUCGAGGAGGAGGCGGCAGCGGAGUCUGGGGACGAGGCCUUGGAGCCCUGAGGCUGCCCUCCUGCCCCCGGGGUUCCCCGCCCGCUUCUCUCCGGUCUCUACCACCUCCCCACGGCGCCCCGUCCUGCCCGCCGGCGCUGUUAGCACAGCUUUUCCCGAGUGCCUUGAGCUCCAGUGUUAGGCACGGACCUUGAAAGAAAAGAUGGCGGGAAGGGCCUGAGCCAGGGCAGGGAGUGUGUCCACUAUGGCAGGAGAGAAGGUAGGAUGGGUCGCUUGUGGAAGGUGAGGCUAGGAGGAUAAAUGAGACCAGGCACAAAGGACAAGAGUCCAGGAGCAUGGUUAACUUCUCGGUAGCUGGUAGCUAGGCCAGUGGUUCUGCCUUGAGGGAGCGUCAGCAUCCCUGAAGGUCUUGUCAAAAGAGUGCUGGAUUCCUCACGCAGCCCUUCUGCUGCAGUAAAUUUGAGAGUCAUGCAUUAAAAAUGUUUGGAAGGAUAACCCUGAUAACCAUACUCAGAAAAAUGGGCCAGUAUGUGUACUGGAGGACUUUUGCUUUUGCUGUAAUGUUCAAGUGUUUGUUUACAAGGAGAAUGUACGUAUUCAUUUAUUACUUGUGUAAUUAUAAUGGUUUAGAA